AUGUUGGAGCUGACAAGCCGCAAGCAGCCAAGAGCCCAACUUGAUUUGCCUAGUAAAUGCCUCACGCAAAAUUCUUUAUCGCACUGGUUCAUCUUGUACGCGAUAAUUUUUGAAAUUACCGAUAAGCUACGACUAUAUAAUGGAAUUCUGCAGGCCCCUUUGAAUCCAGUGAAACAUUCCUGCGAGUUUUGUGCCAUGUGGAAGCCACCGAUAGACUUUCUCGCCCUGCAUUACGCAUGGAUUAUUACUCUCAGCGUGCUAAGCUUGGUUAUCAUUUAUCCUUAUGGUAAUCUGAAAGCCGUCGAUGCUUAUUUCUUCGGAGCCAGCGCAUCGACUGAGUCGGGCCUGAAUACUGUCGACGUCAAAUCUUUGAAGACCUACCAGCAGCUAUACAUAUAUUUCAUUCCAAUUUUGGGGAAUCUGGGGUUUAUCAACAUCAUCGUCAUUGUAUUUCGAGUCCGAUGGUUUGAAAAGCGCUUUAAAGAAGUCGCACCGCAUCUUUUGAGGCCACAGGCUCCCGAACAAGACGCAGAGGCGCACUUGAAGCACAAAGGGAGUUUAAGUAGCAACAAUGAUGAAACACCAAACGAGGGAUUGAGCAGCCACGAAAUAGACAACUCGGAUAAGGAAAGAGCGCGUGUUGAGACUCAGGCCAAGUCUUCCAGCGUUUCCCUGGAAUCGAAGGAUGCAAAAACCGAUGAGACACCCGUUCCGAAUACUAAUCCGAAACAAACCAUCACAUUUGCUGAAGACAAUCGGCCGGUUUCCGACAAGGACAAAGCUCUGUAUAUUCCGCCACCGUGGAGACGUGAAAGAGGGGCCUCGUUUGAUGAGAUUGACGCAAGUCUUAAUGAUGAAGAUGAGGGACCGUCCGAGAAAGUCCUUACUCGUCGGCAGACAACCAGAAGCAUACAGUCACGUUCACGUACGCUGACCCUUGAGCGAGUUAUAAGCUCAGCUCGCUCAGUGUUCGUUUUGGAAGGCUCUUCUAGUACUGAGCGAGCGAUGCCAGCAACAACGCCGAGGGAAAUGAAACAGCUCGAUCUGCCGAAUAUGUCUUCGCAAGCUACGAUAGGCCGGAACUCCCAGUUCUACAACCUGUCUGACGAAGACCGGGAAGCGCUCGGCGGUAUCGAGUAUCGAAGCUUGAAGCUUUUGUUAAAAAUUGUCGUGGGAUACUUCUUUGGUCUGCAUCUCUUCGGUGCAGUCUGUCUUGUGGGGUGGAUUCUGCACGCGGAUCCGAAAUAUCGUGAUUAUCUCGCUGAAUGUGGGCAAGGCAAUGUUUGGUGCAGGGGCUUUUACUCCGCCCAGACGAUGGUCGACAAUCUUGGCUUUACUCUGACACCAGACUCGAUGAUCUCGUUUCAAGAUGCAACCUUCCCAAUGAUCCUCAUGAGUUUCCUUGCAUUUGCCGGGAACACUUGUUAUCCAUGCCUUCUUCGACUCGUUAUCUGGAUCUUCUACAAAGUUUGCCCGGAGAAAUCCUCUCUCAAAGACCCGCUCAGAUUCCUACUCGAUCAUCCACGACGGUGUUAUACACUGCUUUUCCCAAGCGGGCCAACCUGGAUUCUCUUCGGAAUCCUAUUCGUGAUGAACUCGAUCGAUGUUCUCCUCAUCAUUGUGCUGGACUUGAACAAUCCCGCCGUGAACAACCUCGCCCCCGGUCCUCGAGUUCUCGCUGCUAUUUUCCAAGCCGCAUCGGCGCGUCAUACGGGUACAGCGACUUUCAAUUUGGCCGAUGUGAGCCCAGCCGUCCAAUUCAGCUUGGUGGUCAUGAUGUAUAUUGCGAUUUUUCCGAUUGCGAUAAGCAUCAGAGCGUCCAAUGUUUAUGAAGAGAGGACGCUGGGUGUAUAUGGUACUGAGGGUCACAUGGACGAGCACGACGGCCGGUCUUACAUUAUGAACCAUAUUCAGAACCAACUGACCUUUGACCUGUGGUACAUUUUCCUCGGCUGCUUUUGCAUCUGCGUUGCCGAGGCUGGUAAGAUUGCAGAUACGUCAAUUCCUGCCUUCUCUGUGUUCUCUGUGUUAUUCGAAGUUGUCUCAGCCUAUGGCAAUGUCGGGCUUAGUCUUGGGUAUCCCACUGUUUCGACGUCCUUAUCUGGACAGUUUACCGUUUUCAGCAAGCUGGUUGUUUGUGCUGUGAUGAUCCGAGGCCGUCAUCGUGGAUUGCCUUACAAGCUCGACCGUGCCAUUGUUCUUCCAAGCGAACGCCCAGAAGAAGAUCAUCGAGAUCGGGAUGGGGUCCAAACUAAGGUUGACUGA
Molecule: messenger RNA, 2265 nt
Organism: Penicillium mononematosum
Lineage: Eukaryota; Fungi; Ascomycota; Eurotiomycetes; Eurotiales; Aspergillaceae
Product: potassium ion transporter
Exons: 10
Coding region: 1-2265 (754 amino acids)
Biological process (GO): intracellular potassium ion homeostasis; potassium ion import across plasma membrane
Cellular component (GO): plasma membrane
Molecular function (GO): high-affinity potassium ion transmembrane transporter activity
Source: RefSeq, a predicted model, not a curated record